UUCGAUACCAAACGUAUUCUCUCGGAGAGAUCAGGAGGACUCAACCAAAAACAGCGAGCUUUCGUCCUCCGAUCACGCCGCAGUAUAUUUACCAAAUUUACCACUCUCUGGGUUUGUUUACCUCGCCGGAGACUUCAAGAUGUCUGAUUCCGACAUGGACAUUGACGAUGAUGAGGUCGAACAAAAGGUGCAAGUACAUACAAUUGGAGGAGAAUCUAAACCAAUUCAAGCUCCCAAUCCCCAGAACGGGAACUCUUUUGUUCAUUCAAACUCGUCCCAUGUUGAUGUGAAGAGGCAUUCUGUAACAACACCUUCAAAUGAGCAAGCAAAUAUCAUAAAGGAACAAGCUUUUGCUCAAGAUAAUGGAACUUUAUCAAGAUUUCCUGCUCCGGGUAUAACGCCAAACAGCUUUUUCCCUGCCGCCGGUGAAGGGAAUGAACCAGAACAAAAACGUGCAGCUCAUCUCUGCAAGUUUUUUGCUAAAGGGUGGUGUUUCAACGGGGUUUCCUGCAAGUUUCUACAUGUGAAAGAGAAUUCAAAUUGCACUAGUCAACAACAGCCGGAAAAUAACAUGGCUGGAAGCAGUUAUAUCCAGUCUGAUGUAGAAAGAAGAAUAUCGAACAGCAUUAGAGUUUCCCACUUAAUGGAAAAUGGCGUGACACCUUCGCAUACCAGAGAGGAUUUAUCUUUCGUGAAUCCCCCAGGUUCUCAGAGAGUUUUCUCCUCCAUGUCUUUCGUCAAUCCCCCAGGUUCUCAGAGAGUUUUCCCGUUCAAUAACGAGAUGCGCUUUUUGCCUUCGUCUGAAAACAUAGGAAGAGAGAGUUUGCAGCAAACGUGUGGUGCUGCUUUCACUGACAACAGGUCUCUAGUUAUUAAUAACAGCAAUUCCUUCACAUUGAGAAGCAGCUUUGUUCAUCAUGAGCAUAGAUCUCCUAUCAGUUCCUAUUUAAAACCAGACAUUGGAUCCUCUGGACCAGCCUGGACAGGAUCUUUGUCCAGUUCUGUAGCUUCUGUUCCCAUGAAUGAGGGUGCUUCUACCGUGGCGAACUUUAAAAAGGAGGAUAAUAUAUAUGGAUCUCGAUCACUUCCAACGCUGCAAGAGAGUCAGGCAGCUGUUUCUUCUGAGAAAGGUGCAGCAGGCAACACAACUAGCAGUAGAAAGAAAGUUUCUUCAGAUGAUUGGGAACCUUCUGAACCCUUUAAAGCAUCGUUUACAAUUCCACCUUAUAUACUUCCCUCGUCUGAUGCCCUCUACGAUCCUUUCACGGAUAUAGAGAAUCUAGGAGACAGGUCUCUUAAUGCUUCAUUGUCAAGUAAAGGAGAACAGGCACGGAAAAUUUCUCGCCAGCAGAAAGAUGGUGAUUCUGGAAGUGGUACCCAAGCACGGGAAUGCAAGAAUGAUGAUAAAAGCAGUUCAUGCAGUCAAAAUCAACACCAAGAAAGUGUGGCGAGAAGGAGUUUGGAAGCACAUGGAGUAGUGGAAGGGGUGGCUACUUCAGUGGUUGAUCAAAAUGAUACAACAACUCCUAGUAAAGAGAUUUCUUCGGUAGCAGCUGCAGAGAAUAGAGUUGUUUUGAAAAGGAGCAAACCUGCAGGGCAUGAUGCUUGGCAUAGAAGUGAUGGGUCUUCAUAUAAAAAGACUUUGAAACCAGAUGAGAUAGAUGGUGAAGUGAGGUCAGAUGCGGAGAUAAAAGUAAUGAGACAAUUCCGAACUGCAGUUGUGGAAACCGUUAAAGAAAUGUUGAAACCGUUGUGGCGUGAAGGUCGUCUUACCAAAGACGUGCAUAACAUGAUAGUUAAAAAAGCUGCGGAAAAGGUAGUAAGUGCCGCUGUCCAGUUUCAUCAGGUACCAACUGACACCGGAUCAGUUGAUCAGUAUCUUGGUUUGUCUGCAACCAAAAUUGUGAAGCUUGUCGAGGGGUACGUUGAAAAGUACGGUAAACCCUGAGUUAUCAAACCAAAUGCCACUUUGGUGGCAAUGGCAAUGAGCUCGAAUGAACGAGAUUCUUGUAAAUUAUGUCAUCCUUUCUUUUUCCUCAAUUAGUAUUUAGUACGUAGCAACUAAAUUCUUUUGUUCCUAUCCUUUUACCAAUAAUGGAACAAAGGUUGGAAAUGGAGCUUGGUGGAAGGAAAUGUGUAUGUAUACAAUUAUAAAACUCUUCAAAGCUUAAUUUAGAGUUAAAAACAGUUUUUCACC
Camelina sativa (false flax) is the source of this 2197-nucleotide messenger RNA. RefSeq names its product protein FRIGIDA-ESSENTIAL 1. Gene Ontology annotation, molecular function: metal ion binding. NCBI's taxonomy places the organism in Eukaryota, Viridiplantae, Streptophyta, Magnoliopsida, Brassicales, Brassicaceae. The record is from RefSeq and is a predicted model, not a curated record.